Molecule: messenger RNA, 1824 nt
Organism: Meriones unguiculatus (Mongolian gerbil)
Lineage: Eukaryota; Metazoa; Chordata; Mammalia; Rodentia; Muridae
Product: zinc finger protein 260-like
Exons: 5
Source: RefSeq, a predicted model, not a curated record
AUGGCACUUACAUCACACUUGACAAUGGAGGCCCGCACUGCGCCUGCGCCGAGCCUCGUGACAGCCCCUCCCCCACCCUACCCGAGAGGGUUCCGCCUUCGGGUUCCUCCGAGGCCUCUCGGACCCUCGGCUUGGACAAAGCCUCAUGAAUGUAACCAGUGUGGUAAAGCCUUUUCACAAAACAGUACUCUCUUAAGCCAUAAAAGAACACACACUAGGGAGAAACAUUAUGAAUGUGACCAGUGUGGUAAAGCCUUUGCAGAAAAGAAUAAUCUCAAACGGCAUAAUACAACACAUACUGGAAAGAAACCUUAUAAAUGCACUGUAUGUGGUAAAUCUUUCCACCAUACCACUGUUCUCAUAAGCCAUGAAAGAAGACACACUGGAGAGAAGCCUUACAAAUGUAAUCAAUGUGGUAAAGCCUUUACAAAAAACAGUCAGCUCAUACAGCAUAAAAGAACACAUACUGGAGAGAAACCUUAUGAAUGUAACCAGUGUGGUAAAGCCUUUGCAGAAAACAGUCAUCUCAUAAGCCAUAAAAGAACACACACUGGAGAGAAACCAUAUGAAUGUAAUGAGUGUGGAAAAGCCUUUGCAAAAAACCGUAAUCUCAUAAGCCAUAAAAGAACACACACUGGAGAGAAACCUUAUGAGUGUAACCAGUGUGGUAAAGCCUUUGCAGAAAACAGUCAUCUCAUAAGCCAUAAAAGAACACACACUGGAGAGAAACCAUAUGAAUGUAAUGAGUGUGACAAAGCCUUUGCACAAAACACUAAUCUCAUAAGCCAUAAAAGAACACACACUGGGGAGAAACCUUAUGAGUGUAACCAGUGUGGUAAAGCCUUUGCAGAAAACAGUCAUCUCAUAAGCCAUAAAAGAACACACACUGGAGAGAAACCAUAUGAAUGUAAUGAGUGUGGCAAAGCCUUUGCACAAAACACUAAUCUCAUAAGCCAUAAAAGAACACACACUGGGGAGAAACCUUAUGAGUGUAACCAGUGUGGUAAAGCUUUUGCAAAAAACAGUCAUCUCAUAAGCCAUGAAAGAACACACACUGGAGAGAAAACUUAUGAAUGUAACCACUGUGGUAAAGCCUUUGCACAAAACAGUCAUCUCAUAAGCCAUAAAAGAACACACACUGGGGAGAAACCUUAUGAAUGUAAAGAGUGUGGUAAAGCCUUUGCACGCAACAAUAAUCUCAUAAGCCAUAAAAGAACACAUACUGGAAAGAAACCUUAUGAAUGCAAUGACUGUGGUAAAUCUUUCACAUGUUCCAAUUAUCUUUGCAGGCAUGAAAGCAGUCAUACUGGAGAGAAACCUUCUAAAUGCACUCUCUGUGGUAAAGCCUUCCCCUAUACCACUGAUCUCAUACAGCAUAAAAGAACACACACAGGAGAGAAGCCUUACAAAUGUAAUCAAUGUGGUAAAGCCUUUGCAAAAAACAGGCAUCUCAUAAACCAUAGAAGAACACACACUGGAGAGAAACCUUAUGAAUGUAACCAGUGUGGUAAAACCUUUGCACAAAACAGUACUCUCUUAAGCCAUAAAAGAACACACACUGGAGAGAAACCUUAUGAAUGUAACCAGUGUGGUAAUGCCUUUGCAAAGAAGAAUAAUCUCCUAAGGCAUAAAAGAAAACACACUGGAGAGAAACCUUAUGAAUGUAACCAGUGUGGUAAAGCCUUUGCACAAAACAGUCAUCUCAUACGGCAUAAAAGAACACACACUGGAGAGAAACCUUAUGAAUGUAACCAGUGUGGUAAAGCCUUUGCAGAAAACAGUACUCUCAUACGGCAUAAAAGAACACAUACUGGAAAGAAACCU